Bombyx mandarina (wild silkworm) is the source of this 824-nucleotide messenger RNA. RefSeq lists its product as uncharacterized. NCBI's taxonomy places the organism in Eukaryota, Metazoa, Arthropoda, Insecta, Lepidoptera, Bombycidae. Gene Ontology annotation, molecular function: odorant binding. The record is from RefSeq and is a predicted model, not a curated record.
GCUUAGCAAUGGUCGCAGUUUUGAUAUUCUUCUCUGUGUUUCCAACACUGAUUUUGUGUUCUGGUCAAGGCAAUAUUCAAUUACUAGAAGAUGAAAUAUCUAUGGCACUUAAGUCUUGUGCUAUUACGGAUUUAGGAGCCGGUAAUCGACAAAAAAGAUCUAAUGAUUUAUAUAAUAAUGGUGGUUUAGACGGCAACUCGAAGCAAACGUCAAAGAAAUAUAUUCUCGAAAGACGUAACACUGAUGGGAGACGUGAGCAGAUUUACAAAAUUAAUACAACUGAUGACGAUUUUGAAAACGAUGCACCUAAUGAAAAACAAUGGUUUAGUUUUUCGUCACCACAAACGGGAGGCGCCCGUCAUUACAACUCUAGAAAACUGUAUAGGGCGAAACGCAACGAACCACUUUUUAAUAAAUCUGACACUGACCAGUGCCUUAGUCAAUGUGUGUUUGCCAAUUUACAAGUGGUGGAUCCGCAUGGUAUCCCACGUGAAGCUGAAUUGUGGAACCUUGUGCAGUCUUCAAUCACAUCCCAACAGUCACGUGCUGCUUUACAUGACCAAAUACAUGCUUGCUUUCAAGAACUACAAUCCGAAACCGAAGACAACGGAUGUUCAUAUUCAAACAAACUAGAAAAAUGUCUCAUGUUGCACUUCGCUGAGAGAAAAGAGAAGAAUAUGAAAUCAAGAAAUUCUAACUAGCAGACUUCUUUUAUUUUUGUUGUGUUGGUUUAUGCCGUCUAAUAAUAUUUAAUAGCAAAAUUGUAAUGAUCCAUUUGUAUUCGAUCAUAAAGUGUGUAUAAACUUAAUAAAGUUUUGAAAACA